Messenger RNA from Entelurus aequoreus (snake pipefish), 3830 nucleotides. It is a transcript of the gene ap4m1, whose product is annotated as adaptor related protein complex 4 subunit mu 1. Gene Ontology annotation, cellular component: trans-Golgi network; clathrin adaptor complex; cytoplasmic vesicle. Lineage: Eukaryota; Metazoa; Chordata; Actinopteri; Syngnathiformes; Syngnathidae. The record is from RefSeq and is a predicted model, not a curated record. Gene Ontology annotation, biological process: Golgi to lysosome transport; protein targeting.
AGGGCGCUGUUCAAAUUGUCGUCAUCCGCCGGACCAGUUAGUAAACAACAGCCUCAGUUUAAAGACGCUAGGCUAGCUACUGUGUGUCGUUUCUACGUCUGGUUAACAAUUUACAUGUAGUUCAUUUAUUUAUUUACUAAUGUAGUGCACAGAUAAAUAAUUCCGUUUGUGAUGAAGAUUGAUAUCUGUGUUCUAGCAGGAUGAUUUCGCAGGUCUUCGUCUUGUCCUCCAAAGGCGACCGCCUCGUCUACAAAGACUUCCGAGGAAACGCCGGAAGUGACCUCGUCAGCGGCUUUUAUGAGAAAGUGACGGCGCUGACCGGCGACCAGCCGCCGGUUGUCAUGAAACACAAAGAGGGCCACUUUGUCCACGUCCGGCAGGGCGGACUCUACUUGGUUGCCACGACAACAGCAGACUCCUCCCCCUUCGCGGUCAUUGAGUUCCUGAACAGGUUCGCUGCCCUGGUGAAAGAUUACUGCGGCGGCCUGUCGGAGAAGUCGGUGCAGAUGAACUUUGCGCUCAUCUACGAACUUCUGGACGAGAUGGUGGAUUACGGUCACGUCCAGUCCACGUCCUCUGACGUCCUGAAGAACUUCAUCCAGACGGAGGCGGUCUCGCCGCGACCCUUCAGCCUCUUCGACCUCGCCAACGUGGGCCUGUUCGGUGCUGACACCCAGCAGAGCAAAGUGGCGCCGAGUUCUGCCGCCACAAGGCCGAUACAGGGAGGGAAGAGUGAGAUAUUUGUGGACGUCAUCGAGAGGAUGACGGUGGUGAUCGGCGCCAACGGCGUGCUGAUGAAGGUGGACGUGCAGGGCGAGGUCAAGGUCAAGUGCUUCCUGCCCAGCUGCUCAGAGAUCCGCAUCGGCCUCAACGAGGACUUGAGUGUCGGCCCCUCGCAACUCCGAGGUUACGGCACGACGGUCCGAGUCGAUCAGUGCAGCUUCCACCCGGCGGUCCGACUGGAAGAGUUCGACAGUCACCGGAUCCUGCGACUCAGCCCGAGCCAGGGCGAGCAAAGCGUCAUGCAGUACCAGCUGGCCGACCAUCUUCCCUCCGCCCCGCCCUUUCGCCUCUUUCCCGCCAUCGAGAAGGACAGCGGCGGCAGGCUGCUGAUGUACUUGAAGCUACGCUGCGACCUGCCACCUAAAAGUGCCGCCGUCAACGUGGGCGCCACCAUACGGGUCCCUAAAGGCUGCGUCAGCAUGUCGCAGGAGCUCAGCAGUCCGGACCAGAGCGCGGAGCUGAGUCCGCAGAGCCGAGCCGUGCUCUGGACCAUCCCGCGCUUCCAGGGAGGGACGCAGCUCUCCGCCCUGUUCAAGCUGGACGUCCCCGCCCUAAGCUCCGCCUCCAUGAUGGAGGUCGGCCCGGUGGGUCUGAGCUUCGAGCUGCCCAAGACCACCGCCACCGGCCUCCACGUCCGCUUCCUGCGCCUGUCGCCCGUCCAGCCCGGCCCCGCCCAGCGCUGGGUCCGCUACGUCACGCACUCGGACUCGUACACCAUCCGCGUUUGAGUUACCGACGCGUUCUCCACACAGCGCCACCCACCGGCCCCGCCCGGGAAUUCGCCUCUGCGGCCAUUACGUCACGUGACGUCAGCAUGGGAAUCAGCACCUCCAAGUCCGACUCCGUGGUUCUCGCCCGGAAAAGGGUGAAGUUUUUGAUUGAUUGAAACUUUUAUUAGUAGAUUGCACAGUACAGUACGUAUUCCGUACAAUUGACUACUAAAUGGUAACACCCGAAUAAGUUUUUCAACUUCUAUCUUCUUGUCAACAAACGGGGUAUUGUUUGGAUGGCAAGUUUGUCAUAUCAAUCCUUGAUUUGUUGUUCAAUAUUCUUUUCACCGGAUUGUUUUACCUUUACUUAAAGAGAUUAAAUGUGCUUCCACGACUGUCAUAUCUUCUUGUCAACAAACGGGGGAUUGUUUGGAUGGCAAGUUUGUGUGGAGGGUGGGGUUAGGUUUGGUUGAUAUCAGUACUUCAGUCAUCAACAAUUGCAUCAUCUGAGAAAUGGACAUUGAAACAGUGUAGGACUGACUUGGUAGGGUAUGUACAGUGAGCAGUGAACGUAGUGAGUUCAGAAAGCAUAAGAACAAGUAUAUACAUUUGAUUAUUUACAAUCCGGGGAGGUGGGAUGUGGAGGGGGGAGGGUGUUAGUCCAGGGUUGAAGUUGAGUGCCAUCUCCGGGUUGGGGAGGAGAUCUUGCCCCAAGUGGAGGAGUUCAAGUACCUCGGAGUCUUGUUCACGAGUGAGGGAAGAGUGGAUCGUGUGAUCGACAGGCGGAUCGGUGCGGCGUCUUCAGUAAUGCGGAUGCUGUAUCGAUCCGUUGUGGUGAAGAAGGAGCUGAGCCGGAAGGCAAAGCUCUCAAUUUACCUGGUCGAUCUACGUUCCCAUCCUCACCUAUGGUCAUGAGCUUUGGGUUAUGACCGAAAGGACAAGAUCACGGGUACAAGCGGCCGAAAUGAGUUUCCUCCGCCGGGUGGCGGGUCUCUCCCUUAGAGAUAGGGUGAGAAGCUCUGUCAUCCGGGGGGAGCUCAAAGUAAAGCCGCUGCUCCUCCACAUGGCAAACUUGCCAACCCUCACAAAUUUUCCGGGAGACUCCGGAAUUUCAGUGCCUCUCCCGAAAAUCUCCCGGGACCACCAUUCUCCCGAAUUUCUCCCGAUUUCCAGCCAGACUUAAGGCACGCCCCCUCCAGGUCCAUGCGGACCUGAGUGAGGACAGCCUGUAUCACGUCCGCUUGGCCAACCAAAAAGUAACCACAGAACACUAGUGUUCUGUGGUUUGGUUGAUAUCAACACUUCAGUCAUCAACAAUUGCAUCAUCAGAGAAAUGGACAUUGAAACAGUGUAGGUCUGACUUGGUAGGAUAUGUACAGCGAGUAGUGGACAUAGAGAGAGAGAUCAGAAAGCAUAAGAACAAGUAUCUACAUUUGAUUAUUUACAAUCCGGGGAGGUGGGAUGUGGAAGGGGGAGGGUGUUAGUUUAGGGUUGAAGUUGCCUGGAGGUGUUCUUUUAGUGCGGUUUUGAAGGAGGAUAGAGAUGCCCUUUCUAUUACACCUGUUGGGAGUGCAUUCCACAUUGAUGUGGCAUAGAAGGAGAAUGAGUUUAGACCUUUGUUAGAUGGGAAUCUGGGUUUAACGUGGUUAGUGGAGCUCCCCCUGGUGUUGUGGUUAUGGCGGUCAUUUAUGUUAAGGAAGUAGUUUGACAUGUACUUCGGUAUCGGGGAGGUGUAGCGGAUUUUAUAGACUAGGCUCAGUGGUUCUUAACCUGGGUUCGAUGGAACCCUAGGGGUUCGGUGAGUCGGGCUCAGGGGUUCGGCGGAGGUCAAGACACACCCGACUCAUCGUGUAAAUAAAAACUUCUCCCUAUCGGCGUAUUACGGUUACGGCAACAGCAGAAGUCAGACUGAUUUGCAGGUGUGUAAUUUGUUGUGAGUUUAUGCACUGUGUUGGUUGUGUUGUUUGAACAAGGUGAUGUUCAUGCACGCUUCAUUUUGUGCACCAGUCAAAAAAACAUGGUAACACUUUAGUAUGGGGAACAUAUUCACCAUUAAUUAGUUGCUUAUUAACAUGCAAAUUAGUAACAUAUUGGCUCUUCUCUAGUCAUUAUUAAGUACUUAUUAAUGCCUUAUUCUGCAUGGUGUUAUUAUAACCCUAACCCUCGAACCCUGGCCCUAACCCUCUAACCCUAACCAAAUAACUCUAAAUUAAGUAUUUGUUACUUAGAAUAUGUUCCCCAUACUAAAGUGUUACCAAAAACAUAUAACUUUGUCUUGAAUUUGAAAAAAAUUAAAUAAAAUAACUUUUCACUAAAGAAGGGUUCUGUGAAUGCGCA